Molecule: messenger RNA, 2418 nt
Organism: Corticium candelabrum
Lineage: Eukaryota; Metazoa; Porifera; Homoscleromorpha; Homosclerophorida; Plakinidae
Product: peroxidasin homolog
Exons: 8
Coding region: 1-1104 (367 amino acids)
Biological process (GO): homophilic cell-cell adhesion
Cellular component (GO): plasma membrane
Source: RefSeq, a predicted model, not a curated record
AUGGCUACUAGAGACAAAGAAGUUGCCCGACGUGGUGUUAGAGAACGUUUAGUUCUCUACACUACUCCAGUACUGACAUCGGUGGUGCUCACCAUCGUUUUCUGUCAACUCAGUCUUCAUCAGUCUCGAUUGCAAGUGCUGGAGAAGUUCAUGAAAGAUUCAAUUGCUACUCUCAAAAUGCAACGCCAAACAACAAAAGACGUCAAUUUACGUGAUCACGACUUGCUUUUGCGUUACACUAGAAAUGACGAAAGUGUGGAGGGUGUACAAACACUGAACGACUAUUUUGGUAAAAUAGCAGAGCAACAGUUGACAAAGUUUUUGAAAGCCCGUUGUGUGGAUAGUAAGAUUCUAUGCAUGCAAGGUAGCAAAGGCGACAAAGGAGACAGAGGAAUAGUUGGUUCUUCAGGUUUGAAAGGCGAAAAAGGUUCAAAGGGAGACUCUGGCUUAGGCAACGACGAUAGAAUUGAGCCUCCAGUUAUUACCAAACAGCCAAGCGAUGUUCUGGCGUCGGAGUCUGAAACAGCCGAGUUUCAAUGCGCUGCUGAAGGUUUCCCAUCGCCUCAAAUUCGAUGGUUGAAGCUGGAGUCGACGCUACCUCAAUCUCGAGUGACCAUGUCAAAGAAUAACUCUCUAGCCAUUACUAACGUUCAUCAUCAAGACGCAGGAACAUACAUCUGUUUGGCUGAGAAUAUUUUUGGCAUAGCAAAAAGCUACGCAACUCUAACUAUUCAAGUUUCUGUCAAAUUUGUUCUGGUUCCUCCAUCAGUAGUGACCGUACAAGAAGGACAAAACAUCAAACUAGACUGUUUGGCAACAGGUUUUCCAUCUCCGACAAUAACUUGGUCACGGCGUCACAAAAAACUUGAGGUCAACAAAGUGAACGUCAACGGAAGUCUUAUCGUUAAGAGUAUUAGUAAAGAUGAUGGAGAUAAAUACACCUGUACUGCAAAAAACAGUCUAGGGAAGAAAACGUAUUCAUUUACAAUUAAGUUGCAACCACUCAAUGGAAGUAAGAUCAUAAGAUUAUGUGUUCAGUCAGUAAACAUACAUUAUGUAAAAUUGUUAUAUAUCUAUACAUAUAAAUUAAAACCUAAUUUUUGAAACUAUUUAUGUUUUCUUAUAGAUUUGUCUUCAAGACUAUAUUUGGAAGUUCAAGUCGAGCUUGGUGAUGAUGUGACUCUUAAGUGCAACCUCUGUGCCUUACCAGGAUUUUCUGUCACAUGGUUGAAACUAAAAGGCAAUAUGACAACAGAUAGAACGAACACAACGGAGUGUUUACUAAUCAUCAAAAACGUUACCCGAAAUGACACAGGAAAUUACUCUUGCGUUGCUAAAUCUAAAAGCAUAUAUUCGCUUGCAGUUUUAAGACAGGAUAUGAAACUUGUAGUCAAAGGCUCAGCACGUGUGACAAGUCGCACUCCUCCUGUAAUAGUUGUCUGGCCUGGAGAAAAUGUAACACUAAAUUGUUCCGGUGUUGGCCCUCCCGCACCUCAAGUCUAUUGGACAAAAGAAUCUCGUCGACUAAAACAUGACAGGGAUGGACAAUUACGGUUUCUGGCUGUUUCUCACAAAGACAGUGCAACAUAUCGUUGCCACGCUGUCAAUUACUUAGGAAGAGACACACAGAGUACGGCUGUAGUGGUUAUUACAAGUCUAGAGUUUGUUCAUCGUCCCCCGGCUUCUGUUGUUGCACUGCUUCGAAACCUAUAACACUCAACUGCACUGCUGCAGUAGCGCCUAAUAUACCUGCAACAACUGCAUGGAUAUUUCCACACAAACAGUGUGGGUUAGGAUCAGCCAAAAGGACUGUAUUACGUAAUGGAUCAUUAGUUAUACGAGAAACAACUGCAUGGGACAGUGGUAAGUACGUAUGUUAUGCUGGCAAUAAAAGGAUUUUGGCGAGUGUGCAAUUGAAAGUGGCAGUGGAUUUGAGAUGGAUGUUGACUAGUGACAGCUGUUGGGGACUUCGUCGGUCUACUUACAACCGCUCGGUGUAUUAUGCUGUUUCUUCGUCAACCACGUGGAAUAAAUCUAAAUUUUAUCAUUGUCCUGAGGGAUACUAUUGGGCGUGCACUGUUGAGGGACGGAAAAUAUUUAAGAAGAACAGCAAUUCAGGGUCAACAUCCGUAUAUUCCGGCCAGUGUGGAUGGAGUGGCUACGACUUUGCAGGAGCAUCAAGGUACUAUUUCAGAUUCCGUGACUCAGCAUCGACAAAUGCUUACAAGCACGCUGGCAGCUAUGACCAGAAGCAAGUACAAACCACCACGGAAACCAAAUACUUUGCUGGAAUUGUAUGCAUUAAAAUAUAGAUUAGUAUUUGUGGUUGUUGUGUGGGUUGUAUUGUAAAUUCGAAUAAAUAAAAAUUUCUUUAUACUUUUUGGUGUUUUUUUAGUUUUUUAUAUGUAUAGCUUUGCA